AGUAUGAUUUAUUUUGUGUAGUGUGUAGUACAGUAUUGUGGUGUUCGAACUUAUGAAAGUUCUUGAAAUUUAACUAAGUCAAUGUAUUGUUUUCAUUCCAAACCCAUUCUUUAUAUAGAUCAAUUCAAGUAAAAUUUUACAUAGUUAUUUUAAAGUUAGUUCUAACCAGAAAACGCCUCUAUGAAAGGAGCUAUGGAACUAAGAGUUGGAAACAAGUAUCGACUUGGAAGAAAAAUCGGUAGUGGAUCUUUUGGUGACAUUUAUCUUGGUACAAACAUAACGACGGGUGAAGAAGUUGCUAUCAAACUCGAAUGUAUCAAAACCAAACAUCCUCAGUUGCAUAUUGAGAGCAAGUUUUACAAGAUGAUGCAAGGAGGAGUUGGAAUUCCCAUCAUUAAAUGGUGUGGUUCAGAAGGUGAUUACAAUGUCAUGGUGAUGGAACUACUAGGGCCAAGUUUGGAAGACCUCUUUAAUUUCUGUAACCGCAAAUUUAGUUUGAAAACAGUACUUCUCUUAGCUGAUCAGUUGAUCAGCAGAAUAGAAUACAUCCAUAGCAAGAACUUCAUUCAUAGAGACAUCAAGCCAGACAACUUCUUGAUGGGUUUGGGUAAGAAAGGAAACCUGGUGUAUAUUAUCGACUUUGGCUUAGCCAAGAAGUACAGGGACUCUCGUACCCACCAGCACAUACCUUACAAGGAGAACAAAAAUCUUACGGGGACAGCUCGAUACGCCAGCAUCAACACCCACCUAGGGAUAGGUAAGGUAGUACAAGUUUGAUAGCUGUGGUGUUGGCAUGUAGUAACUUCUUAAACAGUUCCAGCAUCAACACCCACCUAGGGAUAGGUAAGGUAGUACAAGUUUGAUAGCUGUGGUGUUGGCAUGUAGUAACUUCUUAAACAGUUCCAGCAUCAACACCCACCUAGGGAUAGGUAAGGUAGUACAAGUUUGAUAGCUGUGGUG
Molecule: messenger RNA, 960 nt
Organism: Limulus polyphemus (Atlantic horseshoe crab)
Lineage: Eukaryota; Metazoa; Arthropoda; Merostomata; Xiphosura; Limulidae
Product: casein kinase I
Exons: 5
Coding region: 181-777 (198 amino acids)
Biological process (GO): peptidyl-serine phosphorylation; endocytosis; signal transduction
Cellular component (GO): nucleus; cytoplasm
Molecular function (GO): ATP binding; protein serine/threonine kinase activity
Source: RefSeq, a predicted model, not a curated record